AGUGGAGAGUGACAUUGACUACGGUUUUCGCAUUGUAGUCGCCAGUUCUGCCUAUGUUCCGCGAUAUCGAUGGGUGGGGUUCGAAUGCGCUGUACUCCGCGUUCGUGCAUACCUAAGCCCUGCUGUGCAACAGGAGGAGGUACCGUCCCAUGUUCGGGGCCGCCGUCGAUAUCUUCUCAGCUCUUUCGAUUCCCUCGCCCGCAGGUCAUGCACACUAUCGCUGACGUCUGCUGAAGUUGACUGGCAAAAAGAUGGAACAGGCUGUUGUUGUGCAAAAAGCAUGCUGUAGGUGGUGCAAACAUGAGCUCGACUCCACCUCAUUCCCUCUUGACACCUCCUAGCAUGGUAAAGGACGAUGUACAAUGCGAAAUCUCAUCUGUUCACCAGGUAUGCCGUUCGCCGUGUGUGCCAGCCGGGGAAGUUGUUGGUUGUCAAUGGGUAUGCGUGUCGGCGCGUCCCCUGUCGCUGUAUGCUCAUCCGCUGCUAGACUAGGGGAGUAUCCCAGCUCCAGAGCAGGGUGCCGGCCGCAAGCUGUCUAUGGCCUGAUUGUCUUGUUAAGAGCAUGUUGCUCGUCGCGAUGGUGGUGUGGGGGUGGGAGAGGGAUCGAGGUUAGAAGCAUCGGCUUCGAGGGCACUGGCGGUUCGAUCGUCAUCCCCAUGAGACUCAUCACAUUUUCCAAGACUGGCGUCCUCUUCGGUGGGCCUGCAUGAGAAAAAGCUGGGUUCGAUGGCGGGGAGGAGGG
Macroventuria anomochaeta is the source of this 742-nucleotide messenger RNA. RefSeq lists its product as uncharacterized. The transcript has a single exon. The coding region runs from base 435 to 710 and encodes 91 amino acids. Lineage: Eukaryota; Fungi; Ascomycota; Dothideomycetes; Pleosporales; Didymellaceae. The record is from RefSeq and is a predicted model, not a curated record.